Messenger RNA from Gossypium raimondii (Peruvian cotton), 844 nucleotides. RefSeq lists its product as uncharacterized. Bases 259 to 765 code for a protein of 168 amino acids. NCBI's taxonomy places the organism in Eukaryota, Viridiplantae, Streptophyta, Magnoliopsida, Malvales, Malvaceae. The record is from RefSeq and is a predicted model, not a curated record. The transcript has 2 exons.
UUUCUUAAGAUCAUUUCUAUUAACUGCUGAAUCAAACAUCAAUUCAAUUAAAAACAAUGUUUCUGCUUCUGCUAGAACAAUCCAGGAUCCCCAUGUUUACAUGUGGCUUUCUACGUGUUUCAUUUUAGAUGCUCCUUUCACCACCUGUCAUUUCCUUGCAGUCUCCACCUUCAUAUAUAUAAACAGAUCCUGACGGGCAGAUUUGUUAUCAAUAAGCAGAACUCGACAUAGAAUCCUUUUUGAACGGAGUCGUUGUUAAUGGCUAGCGACCAAGAUCAGUUCAGGCUGGUAUCCCCCGCCAUAAACCAAGAAGGGAAGUUGCCAAGAAAGUACACGGAUGAAGGUCAAGGUGCAAAGAGGAAGUUGUCACCACCAUUAGAAUGGUACAACGUGCCAGAAGGGACUCGUUCGUUGGCCCUGGUGGUGGAAGACGUAGAUGCGCCAGACCCCAGCGGCCCCAUCGUGCCAUGGACCUGUUGGGUAGCCAUUAACAUACCACCAACGUUGAAGGGUCUCCCAGAGGGAUUUUCUGGGAAAGAAGAGGAAGUUGGUGGAGAUUAUGCUAGCAUCAAAGAAGGCAACAACGAUCACAAGGUCCCUGGAUGGCGAGGUCCCAAGUUACCCUCUCACGGCCACCGUUUCCUGUUCAGGCUAUUUGCUUUGGAUGAUGAGUUGAAUGUUGGCAACAAAGUGACGAAGGAGAAGGUGCUUGAAGCUAUGGAAGGACAUGUGGUCGGGGAAGCAGAAUUGAUGACUAAGUUUUAAGAGAAAGUUGUUGUAUUAGUAUUUUAGUACUUUGUUGAACAUCAAUUAAUGAAAAUUUAGGGAACUUCGGUUUUUUCAA